Molecule: messenger RNA, 862 nt
Organism: Exophiala mesophila
Lineage: Eukaryota; Fungi; Ascomycota; Eurotiomycetes; Chaetothyriales; Herpotrichiellaceae
Exons: 1
Coding region: 93-533 (146 amino acids)
Biological process (GO): DNA repair
Molecular function (GO): catalytic activity
Source: RefSeq, a predicted model, not a curated record
AUUCAUCCUCACUCCUUUGGUACGGUGUGCUGGGUACUCAUCACUUUGCCAUGAUGAAACGAAUUGAUUAAUAUCAUAACACACGGGUAUUCAUGGCCCGAGAACAAUCCGAAGAAGCCCAGUGGUGGUUUCAAGCAGUCUAUGAGGCAAUCCAGCAGAUUCCCCGUGGCAAAUGUACGUCUUAUGGACAUAUUGCCUUGUUAUUAGGAUAUCCUCGACGCGCACGCCAGGUCGGAGUGUGUCUCAAACAUCUCCCGACUUAUGACCCCAGUGAUCCGGACAAGUUCUUCUUUCAUAAUAACAACGUCCCUUGGCAGCGGGUGGUUAAUUCCAAGGGUGGAAUCAGUUCACGAGGAGACGAUGGACUAGGGGCGAAUCGGCAAGCUGAAAGAUUGAGACAAGAAGGAGUCGAAGUUCAAGAGGCAAGAGGGAUUGAGGAGCUGCACAUUGACUUUGGGCGGUUUGGCUGGUUUCCCAAUCGACUACCUAAUGACUCCAGUGACGAUGAGAUCAAGGAAGAGGAUGAGUCAUAGGUGCUCAGCAAUUACGAGGAGUCAUUUACUAUGGGUGUUGAUGCAUAUGGUGCCUGGCGUGAUCAAGCCAACUGUAGGUGUUGCUUGAGAAGGGUUAUUGAGUGGUCAAUGUGGGCUGGACAUGGUAUGGGUUGAGGGAAAGCACUGGGACAAGAGACGGGCAUAGAAGACACAACCUGGCAACAGCAACAGUCUCUCUCCGGUCUAGAGUACCUGAAUUCCUCCUAACCUGGACUGCCUACAGCCAUGGAAAUGAAUGAACUAUUUCACUAAGAAAUUGCAAGGGCUAAGCUAUCUCAAUGGACUGUCCAACACGACCGACUUUCCAG